Molecule: messenger RNA, 585 nt
Organism: Ostreobium quekettii
Lineage: Eukaryota; Viridiplantae; Chlorophyta; Ulvophyceae; Bryopsidales; Ostreobiaceae
Source: the annotation of a GenBank genome assembly
AUGGCCCAAAACUCGUCACAGGAACUGCGCGCAGCCUUCAAUUAUUACAUGAAACAGGCUUUUCGGCGCAAGCCAGAGGACUUUGAUAGAUUCUUUCCGGGAGAGAGUCCAGCGUCUCGAGCCAAGUUGGUUCACAUGUGGGACAAGUUUUCUGUCGCCAUCAGGGGCUGCAUGGAGGGAGCUUUCAGCCAAUAUUGUCGGGACAUGGGGACCGACGAUCACCUCCAGUUGAUGGAAUUGAUCAGUCCUGAGAAAGGGUUUACGGCCGCUGGGGUGAAAGAGGGCACUUCCGACAUCCUGCUCUCCAGUGCAUCCAUGGAUGCAAUAAUGGGAGCUGCCCGAGUGGCAGUUCUCAAGAGAAACUUGGCGGAGAUCGAGCAAAGGCGCAAUCAAAUCAUGGAGUGUCACCAGCGACUUUCUGACGAGCUGGAAGUCGAAGUGAGAAAUGGCAUAAGGGCGCAGACCAACAAAUUGAAGGACGUCCAGCAGUCCACUGAAAUUGUGGGAUCUCAUGCAGGGUACAAUGCUUCCAUGCCUGAAGCAGAAAAUCCGGGUCAUCCUGGUUUGUAUUGGGCCAUGGAUUAG